Molecule: messenger RNA, 1536 nt
Organism: Phaeoacremonium minimum UCRPA7
Lineage: Eukaryota; Fungi; Ascomycota; Sordariomycetes; Togniniales; Togniniaceae
Product: putative glucose-regulated protein
Exons: 12
Coding region: 1-1536 (511 amino acids)
Biological process (GO): endoplasmic reticulum unfolded protein response; cellular response to unfolded protein; protein refolding
Cellular component (GO): endoplasmic reticulum lumen; endoplasmic reticulum chaperone complex; nucleus
Molecular function (GO): ATP binding; misfolded protein binding; ATP hydrolysis activity
Source: RefSeq, a predicted model, not a curated record
AUGGCACUGUUAUCGCCAUCGAUUUGGGUACUUUCGCUCUCUUGCAAGACAUACUUAUCACAAGGACCAGAUAAUCGUUGCAUACCGUCCUACGUCUCGUUCACCGACAACGAAAUCCUUGUCGGCGAAGCUGCGAAAAACCAAAUCCUUGACAACCCCGACAGGACUAUAUACGGACUCAAGCGGCUCAUCGGCCGGAGCUUCUCUGACCCGGCGGUCCAGGAGAGUGUGGAGGUUCUGCCCUACAAGGUGGUCAAUAAAGCCGGCAAGCCGGCUGUGCAAGUCGUGGUGAAAGGCAAAACCCAGACUUUUUCGCCGGAGGAAAUUCCUGCAUACUUCAAGGAUGAUCAACGUCAAGCAAUCAAGGACGCGGGUGCUAUUAUUGAUCUCAGGAUUCUAAGGCUGGUUAACGAGCCCACUGCGGCAGCAAUUGGCCACCGGCUAGAUCGCAAUGACGAUGAGCGCCAGAUCCUUGUAUAUGACUAUGGUAGCGGUGCACUAGAUGUGUCCAUCCUCGAUGUCGACAUGGGCGUCUUCGAGAUUCUAGCAACGGCUAGCGAUCCCCACCUUGGUGGUGAUGCCCUUGACCAGCGGAUCGUCGAUGAAUUGGCAUGGGGAUAUCACCUGGAACACGACAUUGACGUUAGUACGGACAGGAUCGCAAUGCACAAGCUCAAAGUCGAGGUCGAGCGGGCAAAGAUAGCACUGUCUAAUCUGACGCAAACCUAUCUUGAGAUAGAAUCUUUCUCUAAUGGCAAGGAAUACUCGCGGCUCAUCACUCAAGACUACCUUGCUGGAAUUCAGGAGGAUCUUCUUCAGAGGUCACUGGAAAUAGUUGACCAGGCGUUCAAAGACGCGAAUCGGACGAAGGAAGAGACCAACGACAUUAUACUCGCCGGUGGCUCUAUCCACAGUUCAAGAGUGUCUCAGCUCUUAGACGCUUACUUUGACGGUAAGAAGAACAUCACAGCGGGACAUACGGAAGCCGUGAUACUCGGCGCCAUUGUGCAAGCUGGUGUUCUUUCUGGUGACGAGUCUGAAGAUUGGGGGUGUAUAUUCCCGGAUGACACAGCCGGCAAUCUGACAGUCAAGCUAAUUCCCCGAAAUUACCCUAUGCCAAUACGCAGGACCAAAAUCUUCUCCACGGCAGUCGAUGACCAGCAAGACGUUGUUAUCAAAGUUAUGGAGGGCGAACGGGCAUUGAGCGAGGGCAACGAACUUCUGGGACAGCUCGAGCUGACUGGGAUUCUUCCUGCUCCAAGGGGUGUCCCUCAGAUAGAAGUGGUUUUCGAGCUCGACGAUAAUACGAACCGAUUCCGGGACUGGGAGGCAAUAGAUCGUAUAGUGGCCGAGGCAGAUCAAUUCUUUGAGGAGGAUCAAGCCAUCCGCGAUCGCUUCGACGCGCGAUAUCGUCUUGAUAACGAGGUUUCGUUACGCUCAGCCGGGGGUGAAGGUGGCAAUAGCGAGGAGUAUGACUCCCCGUUACCCCUUUAUUUGGCACAGCUAAUCGAGGCUGCAGAGAUACAACCAUUGUAA